AUUUCCUCCCAACUUCUAAAGACCCAAACUCCAUGCUUCCACCUCCUCUGCUUCCUCCAAGCUCUGUGGCAAGAGCCAAAUGCAUCCAGGCUUAAGAUCUCCUCUUCCAUCUAUCCUUUUACUCCUCGCCCUGUCAUCGACUCCACCUUCUUCCUCGGAGAGCUACUAUCGGUAUGCGGAUUGUGCUCCCUACACAUACUCUUGCGGUGGCACUAGGAUCAACAUCAGCUACCCUUUUCGCGUCGACGGCCGUGCCGACAACUGUGGCUACUCGGGAUACUAUGUCGCUUGCAGCGAGGACAAUACUUCCGUGACGAUCGAGAUCGACGGCAAGGGAUACGUCGUCAAGGAUAUAGAUUACUUCAACCGCCUCAUCACCGUCGUCGAUCCACCCUUCGUCAAGCAGUCGUGCCCUCAGCCGUACCAAAACACCAGCAUCGACAUCUCGCUGUACAGCUACAGCGACCGGGACCGGAACGUCACGGUGUUCGUCAAUUGCACCGCCCUCUCACCUCCGAUUCCCGACAUGCAUGACAUAGGUUGCGAGCCGGGCGGCGGCGCCGGGGGUCGUCACGGGUAUUACCAGCUUCCCGGUGAGACCCACAUGGAGAUGUUUGGGAACUGCAGCUCGAUGGUAGUGGUGCCCAUGCACCAAGCAGCGUCGGACGAGAUCCGGUACGGGAAGCUGAGCUUUAGCGACGCAGUGAAGGGGGGGUUCUCGCUGCAUUGGAAGGCAGGGGAGGAGUGGUGUUGUGACUGCUUCAAUUCUGGUGGGCGCUGCGGCUUUGACGCGCUCUCUCCGAACAGCCACACCUGCUUCUGCCCAUAUGGUUCAACCGUUGGAACAUGUUCAGCAAUUGUUGUUCAUCCUCAUCCGAAGACUAAAAAACUAAUGGGGAUCAUAAUAGGUAAAUCAUUAUCAGUUCUUUUCAUUUUCUCUAUUUCACUUACCUGAAUAUUUUCAUCAUUUAGAAAAGAAACAAAUAUUAAGCAUAGAAAUAUAUUUUUCUUCGUGUGAUUUUUUUUAUUCUCUUUUUUAUUUUUUAUAUAGGGAGUGUCGUUGGAGGCUUAUCCUUGCUGUGCGUAUUCCUCAUGAUCUACACUCGACGUUGUAGAAAGUCGCACGAUGUUGAAGCUUUUGACCGUCAGAAUUGCUGUCUUCCACGUCGGAGACAGUCCUGUGGGAACAAUGCGAAGAGUGUUGAAGGCAUUCUCCAUCAAUGUGGAAGCCUGACCCCCAAGCGGUACAGGUACUCGGAAAUAAAGAGGAUGACCAAAUCCUUCGAUGACAAGCUUGGCCAAGGUGGCUUCGGUUCCGUGUUCAAGGGCGCCCUCCAAGAUGGCCGUUUGGUCGCCGUGAAGGUACUGAAAGCAACCAAACGCCAUGGAGGAGAAGAAUUCAUCAACGAGGUCGCUAGCAUCAGCCGCACAUCCCACGUCAACAUCGUCGGCCUCCUCGGCUUCUGCUUGGAGGGAUCAAAGCGAGCUCUCGUCUACGAUUUCAUGCCCAAUAGAUCUCUGGAGAAGUUCAUCUGCUCCGACAAAUCGACGGAGGAACCACGGUUCGGUUGCGAGAAGCUGUACGAGAUCGCACUCGGCGUCGCUCGAGGGUUGGAGUACCUGCACGGCGGCUGUAGUACUCGCAUCGUUCACUUCGAUAUCAAGCCGCACAACAUCCUUCUCGACCAAGACUUUUGCCCCAAGAUCUCCGAUUUCGGACUGGCUAAGUUGUGCCCUCCGAAGGUGAGCGUGAUUUCCAUGGCGGAUGCGAGAGGAACGGUUGGGUAUAUCGCCCCAGAAGUGUUCUCCAGGGGGUUCGGCGUCGUCUCCAGUAAGUCUGAUGUCUAUAGUUACGGGAUGCUGCUGCUGGAGAUGGCUGGAGGAAGGAGAAGCAUCGGUGCAACCGAUGAGUACACCAGCGAAGUCUAUUUCCCACGCUGUCUCUAUGAUGAUCUUGAUCGAUACUGCAAUGUAGGAGUUGCCGGAGUGACCAGAGAGACCAGAGAGAUCGCGAGAAAGAUGUUGAUAGUUGGGUUAUGGUGCAUACAGAUGAUGCCUGAGAACCGCCCUUCCAUGAGCGAGGUGGUGGAGAUGUUGAAGGGGAGCGCUGCAGACUUGCAAAUCCUUUUAUUUUAUAUAGGGAGUGUCAUUGGAGGCAUAUCCUUGCUGUGCUUAUUCCUUCGUGUGAUCUACGCCCUACGUUUUAGAAAGUCGCCAGAUGUUGAAGCUUUUGACCGUCAAAAUUGCUGUAUUCCAUGUCGGAGGCGGUCCUGUCGGAACAGUGCGCAGGGUGUCGAAGCCUUUCUCCGUCAAUGUGGAAUCCUCGCCCCCAAGCGGUACAGGUACUCGGAAAUAAAGAGGAUGACCAAAUCCUUCGAUGACAAGCUUGGCCAAGGUGGCUUCGGUUCUGUGUUCAAGGGCGCCCUCCAAGACGGCCGUUUGGUCGCCGUGAAGGUACUGAAAGCAACCAAACGCCAUGGAGGAGAAGAAUUCAUCAACGAGGUCGCUAGCAUCAGCCGCACAUCCCAUGUCAACAUCGUCGGCCUCCUCGGCUUCUGCUUGGAGGGAUCAAAGAGAGCUCUCGUCUACGAUUUCAUGCCCAAUGGAUCGCUGGAGAAGUUCAUCUGCUCCGACAUAUCGACAGAGGAACCACGGUUCGGUUGCGAGAAGCUGUCCGAGAUCGCACUCGGCGUCGCUCGAGGGUUGGAGUACCUGCACGGCGGCUGUAGUACUCGCAUCGUUCACUUCGAUAUCAAGCCGCACAACAUCCUUCUCGACCAAGACUUUUGCCCCAAGAUCUCCGAUUUCGGACUGGCUAAGUUGUGCCCUCCGAAGGUGAGCGUCAUUUCCAUGGCGGAUGCGAGAGGAACGGUUGGGUAUAUCGCCCCAGAAGUGUUCUCCAGGGGGUUCGGCGUCGUCUCCAGUAAGUCUGAUGUCUAUAGUUACGGGAUGCUGCUGCUGGAGAUGGCUGGAGGAAGGAGAAGCAUCGGUGCAACCAAUGAGAACACCAGUGAAGUCUAUUUCCCACACUGUCUCUAUGAUGAUCUUGAUCGAUACUGCAAUGUAGGCGCUGCCGGUGUGACCACAGAGACCAGAGAGGUCGCGAGAAAGAUGAUGAUAGUUGGGUUAUGGUGCAUACAGAUGAUGCCUGAGAACCGCCCUUCCAUGAGCAAGGUGGUGGAGAUGUUGAAGGGGAGCGCUACAGACUUGCAAAUGCCACCAAGGCCAUGAUGUGAUUGAUGGAAUGUAAAAUUAUCACUCCAUAUUUGACAAUAUCAUAGUCUUAUAUCAAAGAUCUCUUCUAUCACUCAUCUCUUCAA
Musa acuminata AAA Group (dessert banana) is the source of this 3320-nucleotide messenger RNA. Its product is annotated as probable receptor-like protein kinase At5g39020. The transcript has 3 exons. NCBI's taxonomy places the organism in Eukaryota, Viridiplantae, Streptophyta, Magnoliopsida, Zingiberales, Musaceae. Gene Ontology annotation, biological process: protein phosphorylation. The coding region runs from base 1093 to 3231 and encodes 712 amino acids. Gene Ontology annotation, molecular function: ATP binding; protein kinase activity. The record is from RefSeq and is a predicted model, not a curated record.